AUGGGUCAAAAAAGCUCAACAGUGUCGAGCUCGAAAGACCUAAGAUUAUUCGAUAACAGAGGAGGCGAUUGGGCUCUGGCAAUUCCCACAUCAGCACCAGCCUUGGUAGCCGCCCUGAGGGACCUGGUGGGCAUAUACACCGACUUUCAGAACGGUCGCUUUGAACGUCGUGAGAUGACGCUUAGUGGUGAAGCUUGUCGCCGUGAGAUGACGCUUAGUGGUGAGGCCCGUCGCCUUGAAAUGACGCUUAGUGGUGAAGCCCGUCGCAUUGAGAUGGCGCUUAGUGGCGAAGCUCUUCGCCGUGAGAUGGUCCUUACAGGAGAAGCCUUCAGGGACGGAAUCCCUACUGUGAAGUGCUUUGUUUCUGUUCUUGCCACCUACUUUCAGCGGCGAAACUACUUGGAGCUUUUCUAUGCUUUCAUAGCUGGGUCGAACGCCGCUGUGUACUGGUUAGACGUUCUUCAAGGCUCGUCAGCCCUUGAAGAAAUUGGGAGGAAAAUCCAUCGAGAACUCCAGGCGCAAACUGGUCUAUCUGCACCCACAGCUUUUGCUAGACAAGUCGACAAAAGCAUCAGACAUGAGAUCCAUAAUACGCCUCCUGGUGGCAAACACAUAUAUUUUCUUUAUCAUCCUGAUACGGACUGGCAUGCUGAAUUUUUUGAUCAUGCGAAGCACGACCCCCUGCCUCAAAACUUCCUAGGAUUGUCUGACAAUCUUGAUUCUCUGUGCGCGUGGAUGUUGUUUUUGAGGCAACAAUUGGACGAAGACGGGACACAGGCUCGGUUUUAUAUUCUCAUUCCCGCUUAUCGCCCAAUGGUGGUCAAAGAACCCUUAGAUUUCCCGAAGCAACUUUUCCCACUCACCGUUCGGGGCGAUAUUCAUGAUUCCAAGCCUUACGUUUGGUUUAACCUUCCAGCUAUCGGAAAUGUGUCCUCAGACUUGCUAAGUCUGGAACGCAUUGGAAAUUUAUCAUCACCGAAUGAAUGGGAAUCUCUUGCGUCUGUUGCAGCCGGGGUGGGUACUACAUGGUGCGGUGUAUUGGCUUCGUAUGCUGUUGUUGCUGCCAGUGGACCCCUUGCACCCCUGGCCGCCGUGGGUUGCUUUGCCGGAGCGAUUGCCGCAGGCAGAUGUGCGCAGGAGGGUGUUGAAAGCAUGUUUGCGAGCGAUGGUCCAAGGAUACUUGGACAGUUUGAUGAUCCUGUUUCAUCGCGUCAAUGA
Molecule: messenger RNA, 1218 nt
Organism: Aspergillus udagawae
Lineage: Eukaryota; Fungi; Ascomycota; Eurotiomycetes; Eurotiales; Aspergillaceae
Exons: 1
Coding region: 1-1218 (405 amino acids)
Source: RefSeq, a predicted model, not a curated record